AUGCCCGCCCGCCUGCCGCCGCCGCUCCGCCCGUCCUCCGCGCCGCCGGCUCCCGCCGUCACGCGCACGCUACACGCGAUCAACACCUGCACCUCCUCCACCGCGCUCGCGCCCCUCCGCGGCGCCAUCCUCCGCGAACCCGCCCUCCUGCGCUCCACCACCGUCGUCUCCGCCUUCUUCCUCGCCUGCGGCCGCCUCCGCCACCUCGCCCCCGCGCUCUCCCUCUUCGCCUCCCUCUCCCGCCCCCACGUCUUCCUGUUCAACUCCAUCCUCCGCUCCCUCCGCCCUGCGCCCGGCUGCUCCCCGCUCCCGCUCUUCCGCCGCUUCCUCUGCCUCGGCGGCCGCCCCAACCGCUACACCUUCCCGCUUCUCCUCACCUCCCUUUCCUCCCUCCGCGACCUGAGGGCCGUGCAUUCUCAGGUGGCCAAGUCCGGCUUCUCGCGCGACCUCCACGUCCGCAACGCCCUCCUCGCGCGUUACGCCGCAUGCGACCCAUGCCUGGCCCACGCCGAGCAGCUGUUCGACGAAAUGGCCCACCCGGACGUUGUCGCGUGGACCACCAUGAUCACCUCAUACAAGAACCGCGGCCGCAGCUUCAACGCCCUGGCCACAUUCCGGCGGAUGCUGUCUGCUUCUGUUGCCCCCAACCGCGUCACCAUGGUCGCCGCGCUUGGUGCAUGUGCGGCCCAUGGUGCCAUCGAAACUGGAACUUGGAUCCAUGAGUACGUGCAGAAGCAGGAAUGGGAGCUGGACGUUAUAUUAGGCACUGCACUUGUUGAUAUGUAUGGGAAGUGUGGACAUGUCGUCGACGGGGUUCGUGUAUUCUCGGAAAUGGCCGAGAGGAAUGUCUAUACCUGGAACUCUAUCAUUGGAGCGCUUGCUCUUGCACAGGAUGGCACAAUGGCACUUCAGUGGUUCUAUAGGAUGGAGGCUGAUGGUGUCCGGCCAGAUGCAGUGACGCUCAUUUCUGUUCUUUGUGCAUGUGCCCAUGCCGGGUUUGUUGACAUUGGGAGGAAAAUAUUUAACCUGAUCAUACAAGGAAAGUACGGGUUUCAACCUGGAAUCAAGCACUUCGGGUGCUUGGUUGAUCUUCUUAGUCGCUCUGGACACCUGGAUGAUGCUGUUAGUGUUGUUGAGACAAUGUCACAGCCAAAUGCAGUCAUCUGGGGCUUACUGUUGCGGGGUUGCAAGGCUCAUGGUGACUCACGAUUGAGUGAGCAUGUGAUGACAAGGUUGGUGGAGUUAGAGCCUGAUAAUGCUUCACAUUAUGUGCUGUUAGCAAAUUUAUAUGCUGAGACAGGGAGGUGGCAGGAGGCUGAGGAGAUCUUGCAGUGGAUGAAGAAGAAAGGAUUGAGGAAGGAUGCAGGCUGGAGCCUAAGGAUGUUAGGAGACAGGCUGUUGGCACCGAAAUCUGGCAGCACGAAGCCAGUGUUUCCGAUCCAAGGAUCUUUUGUGCGGUAA
Molecule: messenger RNA, 1461 nt
Organism: Aegilops tauschii subsp. strangulata
Lineage: Eukaryota; Viridiplantae; Streptophyta; Magnoliopsida; Poales; Poaceae
Source: RefSeq, a predicted model, not a curated record